This is a messenger RNA of Zerene cesonia (dogface butterfly), 709 nucleotides long. Its product is annotated as cuticle protein 18.6. Lineage: Eukaryota; Metazoa; Arthropoda; Insecta; Lepidoptera; Pieridae. The coding region runs from base 61 to 651 and encodes 196 amino acids. The transcript has 5 exons. The record is from RefSeq and is a predicted model, not a curated record.
AUCAGUCAUACGACAUCCACUGCCCUUUUUGUAUCCUCAAUCUUUAACCAACACACCAAAAUGUUCAAGCUAUUCCUGUUCGCCUGCUUCCUCGCCCUAGCGGCCGCCAAGCCCGGCGUGUACUACACGGCUCCUGUGGCAGCGGCCUACACCGCGCCCGUAGCGGCCGCCUACACCGCGCCUGUGGCCUACUCCGCGUACUCCGCUUACACCGCUCCCGUGGCCGCUUACUCCGCUUACACAUACGCUUCCCCCUACUCGUACUACCUCCGUCAACUGUUUAACAUCAUUCAGUUGCAGCAGCCACCUGAUAACACAAUCAAAAUGUUCAAACAAUUCUUGUUCGCCUGCUUCCUGGCCGUCGCCGCCGCCAAGCCCGCCGUCGUGCCCGUGGCGUACACAGCAGCGUACACCGCUCCCGUGGCAGCCGCGUACACCGCUCCCGUCGCAGCGGCCUAUACCGCUCCCGUCGCGUACUCAGCGUACACCGCGCCUGUGGCCUACUCCGCUUACAGCUACGCUUCCCCGUACGCCGCUUACUAUCUUCCUUAUUCUGCCCCGGUUGCUGCCGCCUAUGCUGCUCCAGUUGCUGCUGCAUACUCUGCCCCAAUUAUAUCCGCUGCUUACAAAGCACCAGUAUUCCUGAAGUAAACUACGAAAUGAAGAACUGAUUAGAUACAAAUAAAAUAUGGUUGUGCUAUCUCAAAAA